Oryzias melastigma (Indian medaka) is the source of this 1399-nucleotide messenger RNA. Its product is annotated as SUMO-conjugating enzyme UBC9. Bases 359 to 835 code for a protein of 158 amino acids. The transcript is spliced from 7 exons. NCBI's taxonomy places the organism in Eukaryota, Metazoa, Chordata, Actinopteri, Beloniformes, Adrianichthyidae. The record is from RefSeq and is a predicted model, not a curated record. Gene Ontology annotation, cellular component: nucleus. Gene Ontology annotation, biological process: protein sumoylation. Gene Ontology annotation, molecular function: SUMO conjugating enzyme activity.
ACUGCCUGAAGGUCCUUACGAAAUAAACAAAUUGGGGUCCUUUCUUGCUGUGCGCUAACGUCGAAACGAAUUUUAGAGUCACAUUGUUUACAUAACUCAGGUGAAUUUGAACAAAAUUUUGUUAUAUUAUUUUUAUAAGUGGGGUUGGGUCCUAUCGUUGAAAAAUAAACCGUUUUAAUUAAUGCCAGAGGGGAACCAAUCGCUUUGUUUUCCAACGCCAAAAGGGUUUUUCCCCCGUUUUUUUUCAGUCGCCGUCAUAGCAAACCUAGCAUUAGCAUUAGCGAAGCAAACAAGCCGAAGCCAACAAUUAAAUAUACUUUGGCCAAACAUAAUACAAGGGGGGCGUUAAUGAGCAACAAUGUCGGGCAUUGCUCUUAGCAGACUGUCUCAGGAGCGCAAAGCCUGGAGGAAAGAUCACCCCUUUGGAUUUGUUGCUGUGCCUACUAAGAAUCCAGAUGGUACCAUGAAUCUGAUGAACUGGGAAUGUGCCAUCCCUGGAAAGAAAGGAACCUUAUGGGAGGGAGGACUGUACAAACUGAGGAUGCUGUUUAAAGACGAUUACCCGUCCUCCCCACCCAAAUGCAAGUUUGAGCCGCCCAUCUUCCACCCGAAUGUGUAUCCCUCGGGGACGGUGUGUCUGUCGAUCCUGGAGGAGGACAAAGACUGGAGACCUGCCAUCACUAUCAAACAGAUCCUCUUGGGGAUUCAAGAGCUGCUGAAUGAGCCGAACAUUCAGGACCCCGCACAAGCUGAAGCCUACACAAUCUACUGUCAGAACAGGAUGGACUAUGAGAAGAGGGUAAGGGCGCAGGCCAAGAAGUUCGCCCCCACAUAGAGGGGAGGGCAGAUUUCCCUCCGAGCUGCCCGAGCAGCCUGACGCGGCGCAGGACGAAGGACCACUCCAAUGAGAACCCACUUUUCAGUAGUAUUUUGCUGACCAGCAAGCCUUUUUUUUCCUUCUCAACUUUUAAACAAUUCUUCUUCUCUGUAAAAUAAAAAAGAGCCGUUUCCAGCAGCUGAUCGAGCUGAGAACUGCUGUCAAAAAUGACAUUUGUAACAUGUAUCAUCCGUAUAUCAGAGCGCUGAGCUCGGCCCUGCUUUCAUUAAGACAAAAAAACUGCGGUUUGCCAUCCAGGAAGUUUGUUUGUAGCAGAUUUUAUCUGCUGCGCCAUCAUCUUUAUUAUGUUUUUUUUCUAAAAGCCUCAAACGUCUUUCACUUUUUUAUGUGUGAAGUGAAGCAAACCAGACAAACAUGUUUUCAUCAUCAGCUAAAGUUUGAGAUAAACAGAAUUAUUUACAUCAAAAAAGACAAUCUUGGCGCUUCAUCAAAUUAGGCGACUGAAGUUGGAAGGAAGGGAAGUUUCUGUGGGUGUUUGCCAAUAAAAAUGAGAAAAAUUAA